AACCCUUAAAGGUCGCUGCGACAUGGAUACAGUAACCAUGACUGAAUUGAAGCAAGUUUUGAAGGAGCAAGAAGAUCACAUCGACCAAUUAGAGGCGUGUAAUGGCGAUCUAAGGCUUGGCCACGAUCAUGUGGAAAAGCGUUUGAAGGGCGUUUGCGAAGAACUCGAGGAAGCACAGAAAAAUCUCCAGGGACUUGAAAAUGAGAUAGCUCAUAAUGCUGAUGUCUUGAAGGAGAAAAAGGAAAUGUUGGAAGUGCACAAGAAACUUAUUCAAAACUUUAGUAGAAUGCUUGAGGCGAAAGAAGAGGCGAGAUCACAACCCUUAAAGGUCGCUGCGACAUGGAUACAGUAACCAUGACUGAAU
Molecule: messenger RNA, 364 nt
Organism: Xenia sp. Carnegie-2017
Lineage: Eukaryota; Metazoa; Cnidaria; Anthozoa; Malacalcyonacea; Xeniidae
Exons: 2
Coding region: 23-352 (109 amino acids)
Source: RefSeq, a predicted model, not a curated record